AUGCGCCGAAUAACCCUCGCGGCCUGCACGCUCGCCGCCGCGGCCGCCGCGUCGCGCGAGGUCCACAAGCUGAGAGCGGCACAAAGCGCGUGCACGCUCAACCGGACGCGCGGCCCCGAGCCGACGAAGCGCUUCGUUGUGUUCACGAAGCAGCGGAGCGGUUCGAGAUGGUUCGUCAACGCGCUGGCCCUACGGUCGAACGGUACUUUUCAAACUCACAUCCCUGAAAUAGAAUUUAGGGGCUUCGGCCUGCGCGAGAUUCGCCGCGCGAAGGGCGCCUACGCCGCCUGCCACAGCAAGAGCCCCUCCAAACGAUGCUCCUGCGCCAUGCGCCGCUUCUUCCACGUGCACGCGCACAGCGGACCGGGCUACCAGGACGAGCGGAACCGAUCGAUGGGCGCGCCCUUACGAGUCGGCGGCUGCCCCGCGAAAGACACCAAGGAAUGCCACGUGGGCUACAAGUGGAUGGUCGACACGGCCGACACGGGCCACCGCCGCGGCAACCACCACGCGAUACCCUACAAGUACGAUAAAAAACGGCCGCCCGAGUUCACCGCCGUCGCCGCGUCGAUCUGCGAGAUGCGCAUCCCCUACAUCUUCAUGUGGCGGAAGAACACUCUCAGAAGAAUGAUCUCGAACGCCGCGACCCGUGUGGAGAUCAAGUUUCGGGCGCCCCACGCCAAUGGUUGAUUUCCACGCAGGCCGCGAACCAGCACACCACCAAAAGAGCUAAAAGAAAACACAUCGACCCCCACGCGCACGCCGCGUCCGCUCGCGACGCGCAGAAGCUCGCGCGCUACCGGCCGAAGCUGAACACGCGGAAUUUGUUGACCGACCUGAACCAGGCGCAGAUCGAGCAGCGGAACGUUGUUAAAUUGUUCGAGUAUCACUGCGGGAGCGACGCGCCGCGGCGGCAAUACUGGUACGAGGACCUCAUCGACGCGUCGCCGAAGAGCACGGCCGCGUGGGCGAAGGUGCUCUACCAGCUCGGCGCCUGGCCGCGCGUCGACGUCGAGCGGGUCAAGCGCCUGCGCCGGGCCGAGGCGAAGGGCGCCGGCUUGGUGACGUCCUUCCGGAACGCGCACGCCCCGCAAGUCAUGAUCCACGGGUCCAAGCCCAUCUCGGCGACGAUCGGCAACUACGACGCGGUCUACCGCGUGCUCAAGGGCACGCCGCACGAGUGGAUGCUCGAGCGGCACCUCGAACCCAAGUCAAGUCGGUGA
Pelagomonas calceolata is the source of this 1223-nucleotide messenger RNA. The record is from the annotation of a GenBank genome assembly. NCBI's taxonomy places the organism in Eukaryota, Pelagophyceae, Pelagomonadales, Pelagomonadaceae.